Messenger RNA from Cantharellus anzutake, 1932 nucleotides. RefSeq lists its product as uncharacterized. The transcript is spliced from 5 exons. Lineage: Eukaryota; Fungi; Basidiomycota; Agaricomycetes; Cantharellales; Hydnaceae. Bases 1 to 1932 code for a protein of 643 amino acids. The record is from RefSeq and is a predicted model, not a curated record.
AUGCGAAUACGCCUCAUCACUCUCCCGCCCCUGCUCCCGCUCAAAGUUUGGUACCCUUUGUACCCGCAAAGGCUUCAACACUUGUCGUCUACUGUUUCAUUAGAGAAUGAACCGCAAACGGUUGCAGACCUCAAGAUUCGCAUUGUAGAUGAUUUGCAGGUCCUGUCUGAAUAUGGCACCGACGCGUCUAUGAUAGGACUGUCAAUUGAUGGCUUUAUGCUCCUCGACAGCAGUCCUCUAAGUCUGAUACAAACCGGUGAUAUAGUAGUAAUUGGGCUACUAUCAUCAGAGCCGUCGAGGUCUGCGAAGAAGCCGGAAGAGAAGAAGAUCUUAAAAAGGAAAUAUGCAUCAAACGGUGUCGAAGAAUCUGAAAUGCUCUUCUCCAAGAAGCGGAGGGGAGGGGGGACAGCUAAAAUGGAAGGUUCUCGCACCGCCCAGGGAUCCCAGGUUAGGUUGAAACGAAAGAGGUCAUCGUCCGAUUCUAGCUCGGAUCCCUCAUCUGCUUCUUCGUCCGAUUCUAGUCAUUCAGGUCAAUCUUCUGAUUCAGAAGAUCCCUCCUCAGAGAUAUCAUCUUCGUCUUCGUCUUCAUCUUCGUCUUCAUCUUCAUCUUCAUCUUCAUCUUCAUCUUCAUCUUCAUCAUCAUCCUCAUCAGCAUCAACAUCAGCAUCAGCAUUUCCGUCAUCAUCAUCCCCGUCUGCCUACACAACGAGGGCCACGGUUUCAACAGCCAUACCAGAAAGAAUCUCGGAUGUCACGCUAAGCUCAAAGCACACUCGCACGGGAUCCCACCCAUGUACACCUCCAUGGCAAGGGAGUACGAUGACUCAGAAGCGUAACCUUCGUCGUCGCAAGUUACGUCAAGCGCGCCGAGAGAACCCCUUGCGAGAAUUGAGUGACAUUCCUGAUAUUGAGACAUUCCCCACCGAGUCACAUUCAUCAGGUCCUUUGACAUCGGCUGGUGUGAUACCCGACCAUUCACACCCGACAAUACCAUCUCAAUCUCAAUCUCAACCACAAACACAAACACCCUUUCCUCCUCCAGCAGCCUUCGCGACCCCAUCGAUGUAUAGCUUAAAAAAUAAGAAUAAGAAGAGAGGGUUUAAACAAGCUAUGAAGAGAAUCAUUCCCACCCGAAUUAAAUUUGGUGAUGCCCCCGAAACCACGGCACAGAAUGGCACUGUAAGGACUCCUAAAAUUCUGAUGACCACAUUGGAGGAUGGAGACGAACAAAACUCCGAUGAACAUGAUGAGCUGGAAUCGAAGGGAAGAACUCUAAAUGGAGCCACGGACGUCAAAACAAAAAGGGAACUCAUCGACCAACCACCCAAACUUAUUCCUCCAUCUCAGCGGGUGAACCUUCCGGCGAACUUUAUAGUGACAUCCGUAGACGUCGAGUCAGAUAUUUGGGGUGAUACGAACGGUUUCACGGGCCAGUUAGAUUAUGGGGCAGCACAAGAGGGAGGGGACUCUACCAUGUUGUCAGAUGCACUUGUGGUUCCCGCACGCAGCAGCACACCGAGUUCUUCUCUGACUGCAAGUGAUCUGGCAAGAAUCCAGGAUUUGUUAGAAGAUGGAUAUUAUGAUGCUAAAUGGGGGUCGUUCAAGCAUGUCGUCGAUUUGUCAUGCUUGCGACCUGGAACCCUCAUGGCUACUCAGGAAUUGGGUAUAGACCCAUCGACACUCACUCCCAGCAUAAUGACUAUCGUAGGGGUUGUUGACUCGGUGUGCACAGGGGUUCAGGAGGAUGGAGACGUCAGGUUUCGUGUAAAAACCAUUCCGAGGCGUGGUACGGCUGAUAUCGGGUUUGGGUUUGGGUAUGGUAAUGCAGGGGGCGACGGCGACGAAAGAAUCGAGGACACAGAAUUCGUUGAAGGGGAAGUGAGGGCUGUUGCUCUUGCUGAAGUGGCGUCAUGGCGUGUGUGCGAUAUUUAA